CCCAUUUUGUGUACCUUUGUGUUCUUCGGGGGAAGGAGGAACGCGUCCUCUUAGGAGACUGUCUCGAAUGACCGCCGUCGAUCUAACCAUUCUAAUUUCCGCAGUGGAACGGAUCCGACUCGUCGUUCGCAUAGUCGACCAGCGUCAAUCAGUGCUGGGGAGAGUUUUCAUCAACCUCGUGGCGUGGAAUCCGUGUUCGACAUAUAGAGUAGAGCGUGCUCUCCUCAACUACGGAACGAUGGCAUAGUGCGCUACAGUUGGAUAAUUUGAAAGUGCUCUUGCUGAAAAUUCACUGCCAUGACAAAUAAGGACUACCUGUGUGGCGUCGGAGUUUUCCGACCCUCAUGGCUACAGAGAUUCGCAUCAUCCCGAUGCUAUGCGCUGGUCUUCGCUUGCUUGGGAAUCCUGCAAUCAUCGUUCCGCUCCUAUCUGGUCGGCACAUUAUCGACAAUCGAGAAGAGAUUCUCUCUGUCCUCGAAACAGAGCAGUAUAAUCAUGAUCGGAGACGACAUAUCACCAGUCAUCGGCUCGAUCGUGAUCAUUCUCUUCAUGAGAGACUGUUCCAAGCCCAGGUACAUCGGGUUGGCGAUGCUCGCUUCAGGAUUUGCCUGCGCGUUCGCAAUGUUUCCUUUCCUGUUGUACGGGACGUCCACGCACCUCGGUGCCAUCGACGCUACGAGCCCGAAUAUGACGUUUUCAGCAGCUGGAAGUAGAGUUGAAUUCUGUGGAGCUGAGCUCGACGACCCGAAAUGCCACACGCAGCAUGAUGACGGCUCCAUGUCCAUCAUCCCGCUGUGGAGCCUAUUCCUGGCCAAUUUUCUGAAUGGCGCCGGCGGCACCGGAUACUACGUGCUCGGAACUGCCUACCUCGACGAUAACGUGAAAAAGAAGCACACUUCAUUGUAUUUGGGGAGUCUGUACUUCGUGAGGAUGUUGGGUCCCGCUCUCGGAUUCAGCUUGAGCUCCCGCUUCCUCCGCUUCCAGGAGAAUCUCAGCCCCAGCGUCGAAGGGGGACUUACGCCGAAAGAUCCUAAUUGGAUCGGCGCCUGGUGGGUCGGCUACAUAAUUAUCGGUGCCGGAUUGUUGCUCAUGGCAUUUCCGACGCUCAUGUUCCCGAAGAAAAUUCGCCAGAAAUCCGAAGCCAACAUGCGUUCCCAUGAGAAAAUUCAAUCGGUGAAGGCGGAGUUGAAAUCUGCUCUUCUGGUCAUAGGCCGCGUGUUGCGAAUUCCUACCUACACGUUCCGGCUGCUUGGAUUCAUAUCUAGCUAUAUCGCACUGGCAGGAUAUUUCAUCACUUUCCCGAAAUACCUCGAGCAUCAAUUCCAAACAACGGCAGCGCAAGCCAGCGCCAUCACGGGGCCAGUAUACAUUCUCUCGAAUGCUCUCGGGAUCCUGAUCGGCGCCAUAUUCAUGCAUUUCGUCAAACCCCCGCCGAGGAUCGUCGCGAUUCACUGUCUCUUGGCAAACUUCAUCGCGACCCUCGGGUUUUAUUUCCUCUCGUCGGUCAGCUGCGACGUUCCAAGAACCUUGCCCGGGAAUGACUGCGCGUGUCCGUGCACGUUUUCCGUGUCAACUCCGAUCUGUGAUCUUGCGAGCGGUACUCAGUACUUCUCGCCCUGUGCGGCCGGAUGUCCGCCGCAAAACACCUCGACGAAGCUCUACACCGAAUGUGGUUGUGAGGAUCAAACUCUCGAUAUAGCCACCGGGAGGUGUCCGGUAAACUGCGAAAAUUCCCUCCUCGUCUACGGAAUUGCCAUCUUCUCUAUUCAGAUGGCUCUUUCCACAACAUAUGUCGGCGGUAAUCUCCUCUCUCUGAGAGCCGUAAUGCCUGAAGACAAAAGUACUUCGCUGGCGUUCACCAGUACAUGUCUGAACCUGUUCGCCUUCAUUCCUUAUCCGAUCAUCUAUUCAUUCAUCACGGACAGCGCCUGCGAAAUCUGGGAGUCGAAAUGCGGUUCGACGGGCGCGUGUUGGAUAUACGACCUGCUCAAAAUGCGCCAAGGACUACAUUUAGUCAGUGCUUCCUUGCUCUUCAUCUGCACCUGCUUCCAGAUUGUGGUUGUAUGGGACAGCGUGAACAUAAGAAACUUCUACGAAGACCCCGCCGAUGCUGAAAAAGAACAUGAGGACAGCAAGCACGGUGAUGAAUCGGAAUCGGCUAAGAGUCCGAUCGGAGCUGGUCCGCCGAGAAAUGCUCUGGACAAUGAUAUUGCGACAGAAGAAGCACAAGAGCUCAUCAGUUCCAAGGCGAGAGACGAUGGAGCUCGGAGUUGACCGGGGAUGCUUUCGUCGCGGAAGUAAACUAUACCCUUCAAUAAAAUCCUCCUUGCCGGCUGACGGUGAUCCC
Messenger RNA from Galendromus occidentalis (western predatory mite), 2347 nucleotides. Its product is annotated as solute carrier organic anion transporter family member 2A1. Lineage: Eukaryota; Metazoa; Arthropoda; Arachnida; Mesostigmata; Phytoseiidae. Gene Ontology annotation, biological process: sodium-independent organic anion transport; transmembrane transport. Gene Ontology annotation, cellular component: basolateral plasma membrane. Bases 298 to 2274 code for a protein of 658 amino acids. The record is from RefSeq and is a predicted model, not a curated record. The transcript is spliced from 4 exons. Gene Ontology annotation, molecular function: protein binding.